AUGCUCAAGAUCACCACUUUUAUAUUGUGGUUGCUUGUGGCCCAGGAUCUUUAUGGAUCCCCAGCGGAAUCCCAGGAAAAUUCGCGAUCCGUUUGCCUUCUUAAGGACGCACCAAACCAAUGCGGAUCGUUUUGCCUUUCAGCACUAGGUCCACUCUAUGAUCACAUGGCUAAGUUCAAGCUUGUCUUAAACGCGAAACUGGAAAGUCAGCAGAAAAGCUUUGAUGCGAGAUUAGAACGCAUCCAAAAUACGCUGAUGUCGGUCGUGAAUAAAUUGGAACAAGGCUUAGUCAUUAAUACACCCAGCACCAAUUCACUCGGUCAAAAGGACGAGAAUAGUGUAAGAAGCGUCCAUCCGAAUUUGGAGAAGAUCCUUGAAAGAUACUUCUAUAUUGAAGAAAAUGUUAUGAAAAAUUUCACUGAUGCUGAGGACAGAUGUCGCCAAAUGGGAGGACAUCUAGCCUCUUUUCAAAACGAGAAGGAGUUGAACGCCAUUGUUCCGAAACUUCUGCAUAAUGUGCAUUACUUUCUGGGCAACAACGAUAGGGCCAAAAAAGGCGACUUAGUGUCCAUGGCCUCCGGCAAACGCUCUUCAUUUUAUAAGUGGCAUCUGAAUGAACCCCAUUCCCAAAACGAAAAUGAGAACUGCGUUGGAAUUUAUUCGGGUCUCAUGGCAAUGUUAAAUUGUAGAUAUAAAAAAUUGUUCAUUUGCCAGGCAGAUGAAAACAUUUAG
Molecule: messenger RNA, 732 nt
Organism: Drosophila rhopaloa
Lineage: Eukaryota; Metazoa; Arthropoda; Insecta; Diptera; Drosophilidae
Exons: 1
Coding region: 1-732 (243 amino acids)
Molecular function (GO): signaling receptor activity
Source: RefSeq, a predicted model, not a curated record